Eublepharis macularius is the source of this 746-nucleotide messenger RNA. RefSeq names its product fibroblast growth factor 18 (gene FGF18). Gene Ontology annotation, cellular component: cytoplasm. Gene Ontology annotation, molecular function: type 2 fibroblast growth factor receptor binding; type 1 fibroblast growth factor receptor binding; growth factor activity. The coding region runs from base 1 to 555 and encodes 184 amino acids. The record is from RefSeq and is a predicted model, not a curated record. The transcript is spliced from 3 exons. Lineage: Eukaryota; Metazoa; Chordata; Lepidosauria; Squamata; Eublepharidae. Gene Ontology annotation, biological process: positive regulation of protein phosphorylation; fibroblast growth factor receptor signaling pathway; animal organ morphogenesis.
AUGUUGGUCGCUGAAGAGAAUGUGGACUUUCGGAUACAUGUGGAAAAUCAAACACGAGCACGAGACGAUGUGAGCAGGAAACAGCUUAGACUGUAUCAGCUGUACAGUAGAACAAGUGGAAAACAUAUCCAAGUGCUAGGUAGACGGAUCAGUGCCAAAGGAGAAGAUGGGGACAAAUAUGCCCAGCUUCUAGUGGAAACAGACACAUUUGGCAGUCAAGUCCGGAUCAAAGGGAAAGAGACAGACUUUUACCUUUGCAUGAACAGGAAAGGCAAGCUAGUAGGGAAGCCAGAUGGUGCCAGCAAGGAGUGUGUCUUCAUUGAGAAAGUCCUAGAGAACAAUUACACUGCGCUGAUGUCAGCAAAGUACUCGGGCUGGUACGUUGGCUUCACCAAAAAAGGGAGGCCCCGGAAAGGGCCCAAGACUCGAGAAAACCAGCAAGACGUUCAUUUUAUGAAAAGAUACCCAAAGGGUCAAGUGGAAUUACAGAAACCUUUCAAGUAUACCACAGUGACCAAGAGGACUAAGAGGAUACGGCCCACCAACCUCAGUUAAAAGAUAGACAAAAGACAGUGUCGUGCGAUUAAACUACAAAAGAUAAAGACUGUACCAGAGAAAUAUUUUUACACUAAAAAUAAGGGAGAAGCUCUAUUUUUGUACAUUGUGUUUAAUUUUUUUUUUUAAAGACUGGAUUGAAAAAAAAUAAUGCUGGGGAAGCUGUAAAAGAUUUAUUGUAACUUGAAGAA